GCCAUGGUCCUCGAAGUGUUUAAACGUCAGAACCGAGCGGGAGACAGCUUGUGUGACAGAUAGCGCUGUUCUGGAAACAACUAGUUAUACGCAGAAAUUUCGAAUUUGUGUCCUGAUGGCGACGGAUGAUGUUGCACAGUUGGCCGACUCUCUGGCAAAAACUCAGGUGACUGAGGGAGAGUUGAGUUAUAAAGGCCAAGGACGCAAAUUCGACAAUGCACAAUCUGUGGAAGAGAUGGUGAAAGAGAUCCAGGAGUUCAAGGGGUUGCAAGCACUCAGGCUGGAGGGGAACACUUAUGGGGUGGAGGCAGCACAGGCCAUCGCUAAAGCCCUGGAGACAAAGAGUGAAUUUAAGUACUGUUACUGGAGUGACAUGUUUACUGGGCGACUGCGUUCUGAGAUCCCUCCAGCCCUGAACUCCCUGGGUGCGGCGCUAAUGACAGCAGGCGCCAGACUGACCGUGCUGGACCUCAGUGACAACGCCUUUGGACCAGACGGGGUGAAGGGCAUCGAGAAGUUGCUUAAGAGCACUGCCUGUCACACACUGCAGGAACUGAGGCUCAACAACUGCGGCAUGGGCAUUGGUGGAGGCAAGAUCUUAGCUGCAGCAUUGACGGAGUGCUAUAAGCAGUCCAGUGCACAGGGCACCCCCCUUGGGCUGAAGGUGUUCAUCGCAGGCAGAAACCGUCUGGAGAACGAUGGGGCCACUGCCCUUGCCCAGGCCUUCCAGCUGAUGGGUAGUCUGGAGGAGGUGCACGUGCCCCAGAAUGGGAUCAACCACCCUGGGGUGACUGCUCUGGCCACUGCCAUGCAACACAACCCCCAGCUCCGGGUCCUCAACCUCAACGACAACACCUUCACCAAGAAAGGAGCUAUCGCCAUGGCACAGGCUCUGAAACAUUUGCGUAGUGUCCAGGUGAUAAACUUUGGAGACUGUCUGGUGCGUUCCGAGGGGGCUAUAGCCAUCGCAGAGGCAGUCACUGAGGGGCUUCCCAUCCUCAAGGAGCUGAAUCUGUCAUUUGGGGAGAUCACAGGAGAAGCUGCACUGCUGGUGGCACAAUCAGUUGAGGGCAAAGCCACACUGGAGAAACUGGACCUAAAUGGUAACUGCCUGGGGGAGGAGGGCUGUGAUGAUCUCAGAGAGGUAAUGGAUGGCCUGAACAUGGGAGACCUGCUGGGAUCACUCAGCGACGAUGAAGGGGAGCCGGAGGAGGAGAUUGAUGAAGACGAGGAGGAGGAGGAGGAGGAUGAUGAAGACGCCGAGGAGGAGGAUGAUGAAGACGACGAGGAGGAGGAGGGUGAUGAAGACGAGGAGGAGAAUGAUGAAGAUGAUGUGGAGGAAGAAGAGGACAGCAGUGUGAAUCAGGUUUCCUCUCCUCCGUCAGUGCCCCGAUCCCCAGAUGCCGCCUCCUUCCUCUGCUUCCCCUCCCCCGACAAGCUGCUCAAACUGGGCACCAAGAGGGCCCUUCUCUUUGAACAGCAGGUAGAUGUGGCUGAUGCUGGUAAGACAGCGGAGGCUUUCCUGAAAAUCUCCUCUGUGUACAAUGAGGAAGAUGAACAGGUUAAGAGUGCUGUCUUAGACAGUAUUGAUGCAAUUCUCAGGAAAGCCUUCGCAAGCCCCUCCUUCCAAGGUUACAACUUUGUAUCAUCGCUGUUAGUAAUGCUGGGACUCCUCAAGAGUGAGGACAAGGUGAAGCCGGUACAUGUGGUGCCUGGUCAUUUGCAGGCCCUGGAGUACGUCGUGCGUCAGGACUACUUCCCCCAGGACCACAUCGCUGUGCUGGAGGCCUUCAUGUCCCGACACGUCCAGGCCCUGGAGUCGUGCAGCAGCGCCAGAAACAUCCUCAAGUCCACGCUGGAGCAUUUCAGGCCUGAGAACUGAGUCACACCGGACCGCACAGACUCUCACGGAUUUAUGAACAGAACAAUUCCCACCCCCAGACAUAAGGGGGCCCUUAGCGCACACAACAAGGACUUAACUGUUGCACUGCACUCUAUUUCGCCAACUCAGAAGACUCACAGCAGGAGCCUUACCCAUCAUCUUAUGGACAUACAUUAUUUUAUGGAUGGACCGAUUUGAAAUAUUACAGACAUAAACAUUUGGGAGAUGAAUGUUGUAUCCUGCCUCACCUGCAGUGAAAGGACUGAAAUGUGAUCUUAAACACAGGUUCUCUCCAUAUUUACCCAAUAAGUCAUGGUUUUAUAUUAAAAUAAAAAAGGGUUAAAUGGAUAUAAAAUAUAAAUGUGUGAUAUGGGCUGCUGUGGAAAUUUAAUUUUGAUUUGAAUCAAAAGGGAAGAACUGAAAUGUGUUUUCUUUGUCGCAGCUAUUAAACAGACUAUUUUGGUGUCUCCGUA
This is a messenger RNA of Oncorhynchus nerka (sockeye salmon), 2355 nucleotides long. RefSeq names its product ran GTPase-activating protein 1-like. The transcript has 15 exons. Gene Ontology annotation, cellular component: cytosol; perinuclear region of cytoplasm; nucleus. Gene Ontology annotation, biological process: nucleocytoplasmic transport; activation of GTPase activity; signal transduction. The record is from RefSeq and is a predicted model, not a curated record. Gene Ontology annotation, molecular function: small GTPase binding; GTPase activator activity. Bases 116 to 1882 code for a protein of 588 amino acids. NCBI's taxonomy places the organism in Eukaryota, Metazoa, Chordata, Actinopteri, Salmoniformes, Salmonidae.